Messenger RNA from Lacerta agilis (Sand lizard), 1632 nucleotides. RefSeq names its product centrosomal protein 57 (gene CEP57). The record is from RefSeq and is a predicted model, not a curated record. The transcript is spliced from 11 exons. Gene Ontology annotation, molecular function: identical protein binding; microtubule binding; gamma-tubulin binding. Gene Ontology annotation, cellular component: centrosome. The coding region runs from base 165 to 1631 and encodes 488 amino acids. NCBI's taxonomy places the organism in Eukaryota, Metazoa, Chordata, Lepidosauria, Squamata, Lacertidae.
GCUCCGUUGGCUGCUUCACAUGCCACUCAACAGAGUGGCCUUGUUGGCGCGGCCGCGGUGUUUGUGGAGCAGCUGGAGGAGGCGGGAGGCGGCAGUAGCCUCCGCUCUCCGGGCCCCGCCGGCCUUAAAGGGACAGGCGCUCUCCGCGGGCGCCCUUUUACGACAUGGCGGUGGCGGGGGACCCGGAGAACACGGGUGCUGCUUUCCGUACAAGUCACAGGUCCUCAUCCUUCACAGAUGGGCUUUCAGCAGCAUCGUUUACGGAGUACCCUAGGCACAAACCUUUCAUUAACUCUGACUUGCGACGACCUCCUGCCAAGCCAGUAAUUGCAUAUCCAGAGAGUAACAGCAGAGCAAUAUUCUCAGCUCUGAAGAACCUGCAAGAGAAAAUACGGCGGCUGGAGCUGGAACGGAUUCAAGCAGAGGAGAGUGUGAAAUCUCUGGCCAAGGAAACCUCAGACUAUAAGAAAGUGCUGGGCGAACAGCUGAUGGAAAAAGAAGCGACAAAGUCUGAGGUGUCCAGGAAAAAUGAAGAGUUGGCAGCUCAGCUGGCAGGUGCAGAGACUCGCUGCAGACUUCUGGAAAAGCAGCUGGAAUACAUGAAACAAAUGAUUGCACAGGCGGAACUUGAAAAGACCACUGUCUUGCAGAAGCAGGCCACAUUAGAAAGAGAGAGAAUCCUUGAUCAAUCGCAUGUGACAUCUAAAUUGGAAAGGUUGGAUCUGCUUGAGAAAGAAUAUGAAAGGCUUACAUCAAUGCAGUCUCAUGCAGAGAAAAAAAUGAAAGAGCUGGAAGAGAAGCUCCUGGAGGAAGAACAAGCGCGGAAACGGGUGCAGGAAAAAGCGGCAGAGCUUCAGACUGGUUUGGAGAAGAACAGACAGUUGCUGGAAAAACAAACACAGCCUCCUGUGCUGAUGGUAGAGCCUUUGAAGCCAAAGAAGAUCAAGAAGAAAGCAAAGCAGAUGGAAAAGAAUGACCCUGGAAUGGUUCACUGCCACGCACAGCCUCACUAUAGGCUGCGGCUGGGGGAUGUGCCUUUUGUCGCUGGAAAGUCCACAAGCCCCAGCCACUCCGUGGGAGCCAACGUUCAGCAUGUGCUGCACCUGAUGAAGCAUCAUUCGAAAGCCCUUUGCAAUGAGCGCGUGGUCAGCAGUGUCCCCUUGAGCAAGACGAUGGGCAGAGGAAGGAGGAAUUCCAGCUCUUCCAUUUCUUCCACGUCCCAGGGAGACCUCUCCGAGGUGCUGUUGACGUUGCAAGACGAACUCGGGCAGAUGAGCUUUGAUCACCAGCAGCUAGUAAAACUCAUCCAUGAGGCUCCAACGAUUGCCGUAAGGGAAGACCUGGAGAGGGAGCUGGAAGUGUUGGUGAAGAAGAUGGAAGCCAAGGCAGAACAGAUCUGUAAAAUCCAGAGGCAUCGGGCGCGGCUGGCGAAGCAGAAGAGGGAAGGCAGGCUCUCUUGUCCUCAGCAGCCAAGUAGAGGCUGUGAAGCGAAAACGAAGGUCAACCGGGUGAAAGACGCCGGCCUGAAGAGGAGACCCGGAGAGCAGGGCAAGAAGAGCCUGCAGUUGCUGAGGGAAAUGCAAAGCAUACAGACCUCCCUUCAGAAAGAUGACAACAGUUGGGACUACUGAG